Molecule: messenger RNA, 901 nt
Organism: Cimex lectularius (bed bug)
Lineage: Eukaryota; Metazoa; Arthropoda; Insecta; Hemiptera; Cimicidae
Product: serine protease 28-like
Exons: 1
Coding region: 72-881 (269 amino acids)
Biological process (GO): proteolysis
Molecular function (GO): serine-type endopeptidase activity
Source: RefSeq, a predicted model, not a curated record
UCAUAUGUUUUAUUUGAGAAAGGGACCAAAAGUUGACAUUUCUUAUAGAGUAUUUGUUUUUUGUAUGCCUAAUGUUUGGAGGAAAGGUUAUAUUUAAUAACGCAAACUUUACCUAUGUGGUGAUGGUUGUCAACUCGCUUAUAAAUCAAAUAAAACUUUGCACCGGCGUAGUAGUCGGACCUACCAUCGCUAUAACCGCCGCUCACUGUAUCCUCGAGAAAGUCGAAGACGCCGUGGUGCCUGGCAACGUCACUCUGUACACGCAGAAGGAUUUCAAGAGGUAUUUGAAAAUGACGGCGAGCCGGAUCUUCGUUCAUCCGAACUAUACCAUCGAUGAAACGAGCGAUAUCGCCGUAGUCCACGUGAAGAAGACCUUCGACGCAACUAUUCUACCGAUGGCCGAUUCGCCAUUUGACGGCCCGGAAUACUGCCUCCUCGCGGGUUACGGGAUGCGGGGCCAACACACCAAAGGCAUACCUCAGCUCUCUGUGAUCAGCAAUGUCGAGACUUUCGACAAGAAGGCGUGCAAACACGUCAGUAAGAUCGGGAACGUGGUCUGCGUGCCGUCCUACGGUCCCGUCGGUCCGUGCACCGGCGAUUCCGGAGGACCGCUCGUCUGUAACAACGUCCUCAGAGCGAUUCUGUCACGCGGAGUCACUCUCGGAGAAGGCUGCGGUACCAAAGUAUUCAGUAUCAUGAUGUACGAAGACUUCUACGAGCACAAAGAUUGGUUGAUAGAAAAAAGCCGCUCACUCGGGAUAAGUGGCACUCCGAGUGAAGAGACCGAAACGUCUCAGGACACUUCCUCACAAGGAUAUUCUUCUAACUCUCCACAAACAUUUUACAUACUUUUAACAACUCUACUCUUUGGUGCAUUUUGAAAUUAAUAAAAAAAAUUUUG